Molecule: messenger RNA, 459 nt
Organism: Entrophospora sp. SA101
Lineage: Eukaryota; Fungi; Glomeromycota; Glomeromycetes; Entrophosporales; Entrophosporaceae
Source: the annotation of a GenBank genome assembly
AUGACUAAAGCAGGCCAAUAUGUCUUUAUAUGUUGUCCAGAAAUUUCAGUACGGGAAUGGCAUCCAUUUACAUUAAAAUCAGCAUCCGAAGAAGAUUAUGUUUCAAUAAAUCAUUUACAAUUACAACAAGAGUUGCCCAAAAUUAUGGUUGAUGGACCUUAUAGCGGUGCUUCUGAAGACUAUCGUAUCCCUUACUUAACAAAAUCUACGCACCUUUGUAAAGUUUAUUUUUUCUGGGUUAGUCAUGAUUAUGCAUCGUUUGAAUGGUUCCAAUCACUAUUAAUGGCAAUAGAAGAACAAGAUAUUGAUCAAUUUAUAGAGAUACAUACAUAUCUUACUGUUCCACUACGUAAAUCAGAAAUUGCAAUACAUUUGCUAAUGAUGAUGGAAAUCUUAAGGACACCAUCACCGGUCUAUAAUUACCAACUCAUUUUUGCAGGCCAAAUUGGGAUAAGAUAA